GACUCUGAAGCUUCUCCACUUAGGAUAUAAAAGCUGGGACAGUCCCACUGCUGAGACAGAAAGCAACACAACCAACACAGAACAGAACAGACACUUUCACAGUGUUUCAUCUCACAACAAGAGGACUCAACACACUGAAGAUGCUGUGCUCUCAUGGAUUCCAGUCUACUCUCAGUCCAUUCAUGGACUUCUACUGGCCUGUACGCAGUCUGUGGCCAGAGGUCAAACCUCUGCUCUGUCAGCAGGAUCUACUGCAGAGAAACCUCCAGGAGCUGCGCAGCAGUCUGGAGCUGAUAGACAAACUUCAACACAAGAUGCUGGAGGAGACGGAGCCUUCCCAAACCGCUGCAGCUGUGCAACCAGUCUCCUAUCAGCUGGAGAAAGAGGGAGAGCACUUUGGCCUGACCCUGGACACUCAAGGCUUUUCCCCAGAGGAGCUGUCUGUCAGGCAGGUGGGCAGGAAGCUGAGGGUCAGUGGGAAGACAGACAAGGAGCAGGAGGACGGGAAAGGCUGCUACUCUUACAGACGCCAGGAGUUCAGACAGGAGUUUGAUCUGCCUGAGGAGCUCAACCCUGAAGCCAUCACCUGCUACCUGGCUCCAGACGGGAAGCUCCACAUCCAGGAAGCCAAAGCUCCAUGCGUGGAGGAGGCUGAGAGAAAACUGACUAUCGAGAGGAGCGUGGAGGAGAAAACACAGCAGAGUGUGUGUUCACACACAGAAGGCAGCAGCACAGACACAGACCACAGCGCAGAGGACAAACCUGGAAACAUGGACUAAUCUCUAUAUUGUUUUGACAAUGUACAUUCAAUGUUUUAUUAAAGUGUUAAUUGAAGAUGAUCAUAUGUGCUUUUGUAUACAUGUAAAUGUUCAAUAAAUAUAUUGACAGCU
Messenger RNA from Thunnus maccoyii (southern bluefin tuna), 890 nucleotides. RefSeq names its product heat shock protein 30-like. The transcript has a single exon. Gene Ontology annotation, molecular function: protein folding chaperone. The record is from RefSeq and is a predicted model, not a curated record. The coding region runs from base 141 to 779 and encodes 212 amino acids. Lineage: Eukaryota; Metazoa; Chordata; Actinopteri; Scombriformes; Scombridae. Gene Ontology annotation, biological process: protein refolding; response to heat.